Mus pahari (shrew mouse) is the source of this 1384-nucleotide messenger RNA. It is a transcript of the gene Lrrc74b, whose product is annotated as leucine rich repeat containing 74B. The record is from RefSeq and is a predicted model, not a curated record. The coding region runs from base 3 to 1082 and encodes 359 amino acids. Lineage: Eukaryota; Metazoa; Chordata; Mammalia; Rodentia; Muridae. The transcript has 8 exons. Gene Ontology annotation, molecular function: protein binding.
GCAUGAAGGGUCUCUGCGAGGUUCAGAAGAAUGAAGAUCAAGAGAAAGAAGCUGAGGCCACUGGGCCUCAGGCAGAGACCCUGGAGGCCAAGAGGUCCUGGACUGCAGAUUCACGCUCUGCUCUGGAAACAGAAGGCACCCAUGGGUUUGGAGAACAGGUCAUGGCAACCCUCUAUCUGGAGUCUUGCCGGGCCAAUAGUGUUGUGCCAGUUUCUUGUCUUCUGCGCCAAGGGAGUGCCUCCGAAUUGAACCUUCGGCACCGUGGCCUGGGGCCCCAGGGGGUCCGGGCGUUGGCUUCCGUGUUGGCCUCUAAUCCUUACAUCAAGCAUCUGGAUCUUCGGGACAAUGGGCUCUGUGGUGCUGGAGCAGAGGCUCUGGCUGAUGUCCUGAGUAAGAACAGCGUUAUCUCUGAUGUGGACCUGUCAGAGAAUCAGAUUGGAGCUGCAGGGCUUCAGGCGAUCUGCACUGCCCUUGCCUUAAACCCAACUGUUGAGAAGAUGCAGCUGCAAGGGAACAGGCUGGAGGAACAGGCAGCCCAGCACCUCGCUGCUCUUCUGCUGCAUCACAGGGGCCUGAAAUCCCUAGACCUCAGCUAUAAUCAGCUCAAUGACCUGGCAGGAGAGACACUUGGACCUGCUGUGGCAGAAAACACAGGACUCGCAGAGCUUAACCUCAGCUGGAAUCACCUGCGAGGUCUGGGAGCCACCGCGUUUGCCCGAGGCCUGGAGGCAAACAUAUUCUUGAAAGUCCUAGACAUCUCUCACAAUGGCUUUGGAGACUCUGGUGCCAGUGCGAUAGGUGAUGCCCUCAGGGUCAACAAUGUCUUAGAAGAACUGAAUAUGAGAAACAACCGAAUCUCCGUGUCAGGAGCCCUGAAGUUGGGGUUGGGUCUGCAAGUCAAUCAGACGCUACGGAUUCUUAUUGAUAUCCAAGUAAGCAGAGAAUGUGAGGACCUCGCUAGCUCCAUGAACGAAAUUCUUCCAGGACUCUGUAUAAAGCGUUACACUUCCAGAAGAAACGACUGGCCACAAGCCUCUACACCAUCCCAGCCAGCAUCUGCACCAAGUGACUCUGGUCUCUAAUAUGCUACUUUAACAUUCACGUUGCUGGCCAUUUAAUACACAACAUGUGUACCUUCCUUUCUGCUCUCUGGCAUCUCCCAUAAUCUGGCUUCAUUUGCUGUGGUUCAUUCAUUCAACCAAAAAGCUGCCCGUGAACAACACUGGACACAAGGUCCAUGACAUUUAUGUCAUCCAGAUUUUCAUGUUCUGGUGACUGGGUUCAACAAAACAUAAAGGAGAUAUGCAAAUGGAAUUCCCAAGCUCUCUUGCAAGAAGACGAACCCAUCGGAAGGCAACUGAACAUUACAUUCUGAAUUAUAAAA